Molecule: messenger RNA, 2893 nt
Organism: Jaminaea rosea
Lineage: Eukaryota; Fungi; Basidiomycota; Exobasidiomycetes; Microstromatales
Product: WD40 repeat-like protein
Exons: 2
Coding region: 68-2515 (815 amino acids)
Biological process (GO): negative regulation of transcription by RNA polymerase II
Cellular component (GO): transcription repressor complex; nucleus
Molecular function (GO): protein binding
Source: RefSeq, a predicted model, not a curated record
UUCCCUUCUUUCAUUCUCGUCCGCAUCCCCCUCUGUCAACCCUGCUCACCACGCGCCUCGCCCCGCCAUGUCAUCACGGCGACGACGUGAGGCCAGCGGCACCAACGCCCUCAACGCCAAUGGGGGCAGCAGCACCGGCGGCGGCCCAGGCUCGGGCACAGGCGCAGGCUCCUCGUCCUCCUCGUACCUGCAACCCUUUUCAACGGCCGUCUCCCAAUCCCUCUCCUCCACGCACGCCAGCUCCGGCUCCCAAUACGAGUCGACGCGCCUCCUAGCCGAUCUGGCUCCGCACAUCAUGAAGCCCCGCAUCCUAGCAGCGGCAACAAACGCCUCCUCCCACGUCACAUCCGCCGUCUCGUCCAACGCCCUCGUGGGCUUCCUACCCAUCCCGCUCAGCUUCAAGGGUCAGGGCUUCUCCCUCGUACAGCCGGCACGCAAUCUCGUACGAAUAGGCAACGCGAUACGACACGGGCCGGUGACGAGUAACGAUCUGCUGGCGUUGGAGAGUAGUCACCAGAUUUUGGCCGAUGCAGCGUUGAGUAUGACGGCUGGGUAUGCCGACGAGGAGGAGCACGUUGCACUGCGAGCCAUCGAGGGGAAAAAGGGCGAGCCGUCGUCGCCUUCUCAGAUCUCACUGCUGCGCGGUUUCGAGGCUACGAUCCCCUCUGCCACGCUGGGAAGGGAGCGUCGGCGCAAGGAGCGGGCGAGGGAAGGUCCGCGUAUGGGACUCAAGACGAUGGGCGAUCGAGCGCGUGGCCUGCUCACCGAUGUAGGCGACGAUUCUCUCGACGACGCCUCGUCCGCCAACGCAGCCUUCGUGGACCGCGAGAAGCGCAAAGAGCAACGAAGCCAGCUACGCGCGAAGCACAAGGACGUCCCGCUGAAAGAGGGGGAUCUACUGCGCCAGGAGAGCGAAGUGAAGCGCGAGAAGGAAGAUAUCGAUAUUCGGCGCCGACUCCUGCAAAAGGAAAUUGCGACCGUGGACGUCAAGAUUGCGGAGCUGCAGGCAGUCAAGGACGGACUGACGGGCAACCUGCUGGGGUUGAAGGAGGAGGAGCUCGAGUUAGACGACGAAGCGAGUGGGAUUGCAGAAAUGCUCAGCUUGCAACGCCAUCGUCAGGGCAUGCCUGGUGCGGCGGGCAAGGUGGCUGCAGCAGCGCACAAGCAGCAGCGCGUCGUCACCACCCCGGCCAGCAGCAGCGAUUCGACUCUUAGCUCGCGGCGUCGCAAGGGCCCCAUGUUCCUGCCCAGCGAGCACGAUGAGCUCCCUUCUGGCGUGGCAUUCAUGACCCUUGCGGGCCACACGGCACCCAUCUCCUCGCUCGACUUUUCAGAACCGUACGGCGCUCUGGUCACUGCGGGCGGCGAAGGGGAUGCAACGGUGCGCGUGUGGGACCUCUCUUCUGGCACCCAGGUGGGACUCCUCCGCCACGAUGCGGUGGUCAAGGCGUUGCAAGUCGAGGACGAGCUGUGCGUUACGGGCGGUGCUGAUGCGAAGAUUAAGAUUUGGGAUCUGAGGAAGGUCGAGGACUGGGAGACGCGCCUCGAGAUGAAGGCGAAUGGGGAGUGGAGCGACGAGCCGCAAGUGAGCCGUGACGACGGUGAGCGAGGUGGUGACCGUGAGGGCACACGAUCCCGCGAAUCCUCGACGACGACGGCGGCGGCAGACUCGGAGCGAGACCCGCGCCUCUCAGCGCUCGAGGGACAUAGCAAAGAGGUGACGGCGCUGUACUUUGAUGAGACAUGCCUCGUCUCGGGCGCAAACGACAAGACGUUGCGUCAGUGGGACCUCAAUACGGGGCAAUGCGUAUUGACGAUGGACAUCCUGUGGGCCAUCAGCAAUCCCUCCGCCUCACAAGCCCUCGGCGAGUACUCCCCGCCUGCCGCGCCCGCUUCGCCCGACUUGCCCAGCUUCUCCUCGACGGACUCCUUCGGCACACCGUCGCGACGUCAUGGCGGUGGUGGCGGCGGGAGCAACAUGGCGCGCAGUGCCGUCUCGGACUGGUCUGGCAACUUCUCCUUCCCCACCCCAGCAGCAGCCGACGGUAGCUGGGAGCUCUAUACCGACUUUGUAGGCAGCUCAGCCAUUCAAUUCUGGGGGUACGCCCUCGCCUCGGGGUCCGCCGACGGUGCGGUGCGCAUGUGGGAUAUGCGAACUGGUCAAUCCCACCGCACCUUGCUAGGCCACACCGCCCCCGUUACGUGCCUUCAGUUCGACGAGACGCACGUCAUUUCGGGGAGUCUGGACAAGAGUGUGAGGAUAUGGGAUCUGAGGACGGGGGGGAUCAGCGAGACGAUCAAGUACGAGCAUGGGGUUACGGCUUUGCAGUUCGACUCGAGGAAGAUCGUGGCCGCCACGGGCGAGAAUGGCGUUGAUAUCUACAAUCGCACGACGCUGCAACACUCGACGCUCAAUGUCAAUGGCCACAUGAAGCCCGUGGAGCGGCUGCGCUACAUGGACCGGUAUGCUGUCAGUGGGGGCAAGGACGCCGUCGUGAAGGUAUGGGCGCUGUAGAUCGCGCGUGCAAUGCAAUGCAAUCGCGCAAUCACGGGAGAGUAGCAGGUGAAUGUCUCGAGCCUCAUUCGAUUGAACGCAGAGCUCGCUCCAGGCUGGCAGGCAGCGUCUCGUCUCCGCCCCUCACACCCCACGAGACGGCGUAGCAACCCAGGAGCAUCUGAAGCUCUUCCACCUCGUCCAAGCCUUCGAUGCGGUUGAUCCUGUUGCGCAGAGUGGGGGAGAGGGACGACGAGUAGAUGCGUGCGAGGGAGAGGGAGGAGGCGCGGCGCGGCGUUUGCGUAAUGGCAGGGAGGGAGAGGCCAGCCUGGAGUCGCUCGACGUGCGAGCUUGUUGUGCGAUACUGUCGAGCGCCGGAGAGGGAGAGACCGCGUGUCU